Pteropus alecto (black flying fox) is the source of this 429-nucleotide messenger RNA. It is a transcript of the gene ADM2, whose product is annotated as adrenomedullin 2. Gene Ontology annotation, biological process: positive regulation of heart rate; regulation of systemic arterial blood pressure; adenylate cyclase-activating G protein-coupled receptor signaling pathway. The record is from RefSeq and is a predicted model, not a curated record. The transcript is spliced from 2 exons. Bases 1 to 429 code for a protein of 142 amino acids. Lineage: Eukaryota; Metazoa; Chordata; Mammalia; Chiroptera; Pteropodidae.
AUGGCCUGGCUCCCGGCGGUCACCCUGGGCUGCAUCAGCCUCCUCUGCCUGCAGCUCCCGGACGCGCUGCCUCUCCGCCAGGGCAGGAGCUGGCGGCCUGCCAGGCCCAGGGGGCCCCCAGCCUGGCUGUCUUCCAGUAGCCUGCAGCCCCAGCAUCCUGCACCCUGGCCCGCUGUCCGGAAGCCACGCCAGGCCCUCCACGUGCAGCGGAGCACCGGCCUGGGCCCUGCUGUGGGCCAGCCCCUCCAGAACGGCCCCCGCCGACAUCUGGGCCCCCGCAGGCCCAGAGCGCAGCUCCUGCGGGCGGGCUGUGGGCUGGGUACCUGCCAGGUGCAGAGCCUCAGCCACCGCCUGUGGCAGCUAGUCGCAUCGGCUGGCCCACGGGACUCGUCCCCCGUGGACCCCAGCAGUCCUCACAGCUAUGGCUAG